This is a messenger RNA of Xyrichtys novacula (pearly razorfish), 1177 nucleotides long. Lineage: Eukaryota; Metazoa; Chordata; Actinopteri; Labriformes; Labridae. The record is from the annotation of a GenBank genome assembly.
AUGAAGUCCAACUACCUGAGACACCCUCUGCUGAAGUUUCGUGGGAACAAUGGGAGCACAGGGACCAUAGAAGAUUUAAAAGUUCUAUUCCACAAAAAGCUAGAAUGUUUAGCCAUACACCAGUUUAACUGGAUCCAUCAAACAGAGCAGUUCCGUACACUCAAACAAAAUCUUACAGAAGCUGAAGCUGUGCUUCACAUUGAUUUUUCAGAAAACUACGCCUGCAAGAUGAGCACAGAAGUACAGGCCUAUCAUUUUGGAGGCAGCAGAAAGCAGGCAACAAUACACACUGCCGUUCUUUACACAGUGCAUGGCACUAAAUCAUACACAACACUGUCAGACAGCCUCCGCCAUGAUGAGCGGGCAGUAUGGGCACACCUGGAGCCCAUACUGAAAGAGAUUCGGGCAACCUACCCACAGAUUAUGACCCUACAUGUCAUCAGUGAUGGACCUGUCACACAGUACAGGAACAAAGCCAACUUUUACCUCCUCAGUACUGUGGCUUUCCUUUCUGGGUUCAAGCACGUUUCAUGGAACUAUUCAGAAAAGUCCCAUGGAAAGGGUGCCCCGGAUGGUAUCGGUGGUGCCGUGAAGAGGGAUGCAAAUCUCUAUGUUCGUCGGGGAGGUGAGCUGCAGACCCCACUGGAUUUGUAUGAGAUGCUGACGAAAAAAUCCGGGUCAACUAUUACUCAUUACUGGGUAAACGAAGAGAGCAUCCAGAAAUAUGAUGAGCUGGUUCCAGAGAAAUUGACGGCUGUGAAAGGAACCUUAAAAAUACACCAGGUGUUGUCUUCACAAGCUGCACAAAUCAGUCACAGGGAGGUUUCGUGCUUCUGCCAGCAUGCAGAAAUGAAGACAUGCCUAUGUUACCAGCCAGUGAAAGUAGAUUUGAGGGACACCACCGACAAUUCCCUAAGCACUCCUGAGCCACCAAAGAAACAACCUCCUCAAGACUUGAGUGGAAAGUUUGUCAUAGUCACCUAUGAUGAACUUCCCUAUGUAGGCCAGGUCCUUCAGGUCGUGGGAGAGGAAGUACAAGUUACCUCCAUGCGACAGUCAGGAGAUAAUAACUUGUUUGUGUGGCCACAAGUGCCGGAUAUUAUAUAUUAUUACAAAAAAGAUAUUAUCCAUGUCAUUGCAGAACCUGAGCGAGCAACCUCACACUACUCUAAGCUGA